Molecule: messenger RNA, 771 nt
Organism: Octopus bimaculoides (California two-spot octopus)
Lineage: Eukaryota; Metazoa; Mollusca; Cephalopoda; Octopoda; Octopodidae
Product: E3 SUMO-protein ligase RanBP2-like
Biological process (GO): intracellular transport
Molecular function (GO): protein binding
Source: RefSeq, a predicted model, not a curated record
AUGGAAACAAAACGAAAUAUUGUUGCCUUGCUGGUUUUUAAAUUUUCUUUUUCUAUAAAUCUAUGCCAAUCACGGAGUUCCCUAUGGUUUGCAUUAAAAAAAAUUGUUUUUCUUUUGAAUUUAGGAUCGGGGACGGCGCCAGCAGAUGUCCAAGGUCUGAGCAAUACCCUGUCGAGUUUGAAUGUUGAAUUGAAAAACACUCCUGCUGAAGGAUCGGGAGAAGCUGAGGCUGUUGAGAAGAGUGAUGAGGAAGAAGAAGAUGAAGAGGAGAAAGAUGACAAUGAGGCAGAAGAGGCAGAUGUGCGAUUCGAGAAGAGAGCCACCUUGUACUACAAAGUCGACAAGGAUUGGGUUUCACUUGGCCUAGGGAACCUCCAGGUGGAGUAUGACACUACGAUUGGUGGCCUACGCAUAGUUAUGACAGACAGCUCUGAUAAGCUGUUGUGUAACCACAUCAUUACUCGUGAGGCAAAUUUCACCCAGUAAGUUGACCCUUUUCCUAUUUUUCUCCCACUGUCUUCUCUUUCCCCUUCUUUUGGUCAUGCCUCCUUCAUGAAAUCAUCAUUAUUAUUAUUAUAGUUAUUGUUAUGGUGGUGAGUCUGCAGAAUUGUUACCAAACUGGGCAAAAUGCUCACAGCAUUUUAUCAAUCUUUACAUUUUGACUUCAGAAUUCACCAAGAUCAAUUUUGCCUUUCAUCUUUUCAGGGUCGAUAAAAUAAGCACCAGUUUUACCCUGGUGGUCGAUGUAAUCAGCUAGCCCUUCCUCUCAAA